AAUUUACAAAAUGCAUGCAGACUAAAAUAAUCUCUACUCGUAUUAUUUUAUUUUGUAACUCAUAAAACAAAUCCUAAGUAAUUUUACCAGGGUAGAAAUAAUAUAGAUAAUAAUAAUAAUGUACUCAAAUAAUAAUGAUACUAAUACUAAUAUUCAUUCAAUCCCAUUAGAAGGAAAUGUUAUCAACUAUCCUCGGGUGGUCAACGGAGAUCCAUGUUUGGUGUUGACUACGGAUCCGAAGCCCCGACUCCGGUGGACUGCGGAGCUCCAUGAAAGAUUUGUUGAUGCUGUUACUCAACUUGGCGGCCCUGAUAAAGCAACACCGAAAAUGAUCAUGAGAACAAUGGGUGUAAAAGGGCUCACUCUCUAUCAUCUAAAGUCUCAUCUACAGAAAUAUCGAAUGGGAAAACAAUCUUGUAAAGAGUUUCCCGAGAAUACUAAAGAAGCAUCUUGCAUUGCUGAGAGCCAAGACAUGGGUUCAUCCACUUCAUCUUCGACAAGAAUGAUGCCACAAGAUUUGAAUGAUGGCUUUGAGGUUACAGAAGCUCUACGCGUGCAGAUGGAAGUCCAGCGGAGAUUGCAUGACCAGCUUGAGGUUCAGCAACGUCUCCAGCUUCGGAUAGAAGCACAAGGGAAGUAUCUGCAGUCAAUUUUAGAAAAAGCUUGUAAAGCUAUAAACGAUCAAGCCAUUGCAACUGCUGGACUUGAGGCAGCUAGAGAAGAAUUGUCAGAUCUUGCAAUCAAGGUAGCCAAUAACUGCUUUCCAUCUGUCACUCCAACCACUUCACUUACCCAAAUUACUCCCCUUGGGCAUGCUCCUAAUGUUGCACGACUUGGGGACAGCUCAGUGGACAACUGCUUGAGUUCCCAGGUAGUUGAUCUGAAUAAGAGACAAAGGCCCAUAUUCGCACAAACAGAGUGGAUGGCGGCUAACAUCGGAUAAGUUGUAAAAAGUUAUCCAGAUUUUAUGUUAUUCUCUAGAAUUUAGUUAGGAGAAAAUGAGAUGGAUUAUGUAGGGAUACUUGCUAAUUAAUCUGUGUUUUGGCA
Molecule: messenger RNA, 1047 nt
Organism: Erigeron canadensis
Lineage: Eukaryota; Viridiplantae; Streptophyta; Magnoliopsida; Asterales; Asteraceae
Product: protein PHR1-LIKE 3-like
Exons: 6
Coding region: 119-943 (274 amino acids)
Molecular function (GO): DNA-binding transcription factor activity; DNA binding
Source: RefSeq, a predicted model, not a curated record